GAGUACUAAAGGGACAAAGAACCGCUGCUUCUCAUCUCAUCCUCUCCAACAGGUUGGACACCUCAAGUCUGCGUUUUAGGAGAGGGUACUGCUUGUUUUCUUCUGCCAAGAUAACUGUCCUUUCCUCCCCUGUCCUACAUCAUGCUGCAGCCGGCUAUCAUCCACUGUUUGUUAUCCUCUUUGCUGUGCAUGUGGGCACUUUGCAAUGCCCAGUCAGACUCUAGCACCUCUGUGAUCCAGCUGCGUCUGGCUGGGGAGAAGCGGAAACACUAUGAAGGUCGCGUGGAAGUUUUCUACAAUGGGGAGUGGGGGACAGUGUGUGAUGAUGACUUCUCCAUUUACGCUGCUCAAGUGGUGUGCAGAGAACUUGGCUUUCUGGAUGCUGAGUCCUGGGCCCCCUCAGCCAAGUACGGAAAAGGAGAAGGUCGUAUCUGGCUAGACAAUUUGCACUGCAAUGGUAGAGAGAAGAGUCUGGCUCAGUGUGAGUCCAACGGCUUUGGAGUGACUGACUGCAAGCAUUCAGAAGAUGUUGGGGUGGUGUGCAACCAGAAGCGCAUUCCAGGCUACAAGUUCAUCCGGACUCAGGCUAUCAACGACAUGAGUUUGACUGUGCAGGUGGAGGACGUGAGGAUCAGGGCUACGUACUCUCAAAGGAAAAGGAUUCCCAUCUCUGAGGGCUUUUUGGAGGUGAAAGAUGGAGGCAAAUGGAGGCAGAUCUGUAGUGAGGACUGGACGGAGAUGAACAGCAGGGUGAUCUGUGGCAUGUACGGCUUCCCUGUGGAGAAACGUUUCAACACCCGACCCUACAAAUUGCUGGCCAAUCGUCGCAAGAAGAACUACUGGGGCUUCUCCGUCAACUGCACAGGCAACGAGGCUGAUCUGUCCGAGUGCAAACUGGGCCGGGAGAUAGUGAUGAACGGCAACAACACUUGUGAGCAGGGCAUGCCUGUAGUGGUCAGCUGUGUGCCUGGACGUGCCUUUGCUCCCAGCGUCAGUGCUGGCUUCAGGAAGGCCUACAGGGUGGAGCAACCCUUGGUGCGUCUGAAAGGUGGAGCUAUGAUAGGUGAAGGUCGAGUGGAGGUGUUGAAGAAUGGCGAGUGGGGGACAGUGUGUGAUGACAACUGGAACAUUCGAGCUGCCACUGUGGUGUGUCGAGAGCUGGGGUUCGGCAGUGCCAAAGAGGCCUUGACUGGCGCCCGAAUGGGACAAGGGAUUGGGCCUGUCCACAUGAACGAAGUGGAGUGCUCUGGAUUUGAAAAGUCUUUGACUGAGUGCCACUUCAACCGUGAAGCAGUGAAUUGCAACCAUGAUGAAGAUGCAGCAGUCAAGUGUAACAUUCCUGCCAUGGGCUUUAACAAUAGACUUCGAUUAAGUGGCGGUCGUAAUCCCUUUGAGGGCCGUGUGGAGGUCCUGGCAGAGAGGAACGGCUCUCUGGUGUGGGGCACGGUGUGCAGUGACAGCUGGGGGACUGUGGAGGCCAUGGUUGUGUGCAGACAGCUGGGUUUGGGCUUUGCCAGCCACGCUUUCCAGGAAACAUGGUACUGGGAAGGAGAUAAAUCUGCUGAUGGCAUAGUGAUGAGUGGAGUGAGAUGUUCAGGGACUGAGCUGACUCUGGAUCAGUGUCUUCAUCAUGGGAAACACGUUCAUUGUCCCAGAGGAGGAGGACGCUUUGCUGCUGGGGUCUCCUGUACUCGCACGGCCCCAGACCUGGUCCUGAAUGCCCAGCAUGUGGAGCAGACCAGCUACCUGGAGGACAGGCCCAUGUAUGUGCUAAAGUGUGCCCAGGAGGAGGGAUGUCUGUCCUCUAGUGCAGUCAAGGCCGAUGCCAGCUCCUACCGCCGCCUUCUCCGCUUCUCCUCUCAGAUCCAAAACAAUGGCCAGUCAGACUUCAGGCCACUGUCUGGACCCCAGUCCUGGGUCUGGCAUGAAUGCCACAGACAUUACCACAGUAUGGAGGUUUUCACCCACUAUGACUUGAUGAGUCUGAAUGGCACAAAAGUGGCAGAGGGACACAAAGCCAGUUUCUGUCUAGAGGACACCCAUUGUGAGGAAGGUAUUCAGAAGAGGUACGAAUGUGCCAACUUUGGAGCACAGGGCAUUACAGUUGGCUGCUCGGACACCUACAGACAUGACAUCGACUGUCAGUGGAUCGACAUCACAGACGUGAAGCCUGGUGACUACAUCUUACAGGUUGUGAUAAAUCCCAACUUCGAGGUUGCAGAAUCAGAUUAUACCAACAAUGUUAUGAAGUGCCGCAGCCGGUAUGAUGGACAGCGGAUAUGGACAUACAACUGUCAUAUAGGUGGCUCACUCAAUUCAGAAACAGAAGAAAUGUUCCCUGGUUUGCUGACCAACCAGCUGUCACACAGGUAGACCUCAAGAUGGACAACACAGAUGGAUGAACUUUAGGGAAGCUUAUAUUAAUAUUUGACAACCACUAGAGGGGGCUGUACUGAUUUGCUUCCUUGGAGGAUUGCUGGAUUGUUGUUGAGAUGAGGGCUCAACUAGUACAAUGGACAAUUAUUCAAUUGGAAAAUGAACUGCUUGCUAGAAAUCUAUUAACCACAUUCUGCUCUACAAAACUGAUACUAUGUCUUAUUGUCUCUUGCCUUUGUUGUAUGUGAAAUGUAGAUUUUUGACCUGGUGCUUAUUUGGAAAGAUGUCAGGUAUAAAUGCUGCCAAAUAACAUUUAAAAUUGUCAACAAUUGCCCUCUUUGUUAGAUUGUGAAAGGCAAAAGACCUCAAACUAAAAGCCUUUACAUGAAACAUUCACCGUAAUUUGUUUGCGAAAGAUAACAAAUAUUUUGGUGCUACAACUGAUCAUCACCUUUCCCUAAAAAUGUUAUCCCAAAACAGUUGAACUGAAGGGGAGGUGUAUGAAUUGUGUACAUUUAUACUGUGUUGGACAGUGAAUGGCUUUAAAUUCAGAUCAACCUCGUUCUAUGGCAACAGCAAAACUGACAAGACAAAUAAUUCCUGCUCGAAUGACUGUAUUAAACUUUCUACAAAUGAUGACAACUGCAAUACAGGGCACCAGAUGGUGAACGGUCUAUCCGAGUGAGCUAUGAACAAUAAUUUGGUUUUGUUUCCUGUACUAUUUCUGAGAAUCUGUAAAGAUGUUCAGCCAUACAUUGAAGUCAGAAUAAAGCUGACUGGGGAAGUGCUUUUUUCCUUUCCAGGUUUAAUGUUCCAUAUACUUGAGACUUUUGAAAAUGCUUUAUUUAUUGUUGAUUUUUCUUGGUCACUAUAGCAAACUCACAUUUUCACCUUCAUAAUAUGCACAUCCCCUCAGCUUCUUUCUCAAUGUCUUGAGUUUUGUUAAAUUAUUACCGUCAGGGACAAUUGUAACAUUGUGGAUGUACUGUAAAAGCCAAAAAUGUAUGUGAAAGUGCCUCUCCGUUGUUUUGUAAAUUAGUUUUUUAUGUGGCAAAUUAAGGACCCUUCAUUUUAAAGGGCAGUUUCUACUGUGUAUGCAUGGGUGAAUGUGGAAAUGCAUUACAUUUCCUGUAAUAAAGAAUGGUGAACGCA
Scomber japonicus (chub mackerel) is the source of this 3528-nucleotide messenger RNA. It is a transcript of the gene loxl2a, whose product is annotated as lysyl oxidase-like 2a. The record is from RefSeq and is a predicted model, not a curated record. Lineage: Eukaryota; Metazoa; Chordata; Actinopteri; Scombriformes; Scombridae. Gene Ontology annotation, biological process: peptidyl-lysine oxidation; sprouting angiogenesis. The coding region runs from base 142 to 2373 and encodes 743 amino acids. The transcript has 14 exons. Gene Ontology annotation, cellular component: membrane. Gene Ontology annotation, molecular function: protein-lysine 6-oxidase activity; copper ion binding.